Molecule: messenger RNA, 3842 nt
Organism: Pseudo-nitzschia multistriata
Lineage: Eukaryota; Bacillariophyta; Bacillariophyceae; Bacillariales; Bacillariaceae
Source: the annotation of a GenBank genome assembly
GUCUAACGAAACGUCUCUGCUCUCCCUUUACAGAAGUCCUUUACCUCACACUGGUGAGUCAAGAGCAGACCCUGUUCCUCCUUCUUCACCUGGCGAACACAAUCAGCAACGGGCACACGAACUCGGCCCUCCAUUUUCGCGACACAUCAAAAGCAAACUCUCUCGUCACCGUAAUCGUAUAACCACUGUGCAACUGACUCUACCGGGAAAUACCUUUUCUUGAUACGUACCGUAUCGGGCAGUGUUGACUUCAAUACUACAAAACGCUUUGCAUGCAGUAAAAUGAAACCACAAUUGUGCUUCCUACUUGUGGGCAAUGUUCUUCUAUGGCUAUUUUUCUGCGCUUUCUCGUGUCUGGGUGACAUGACUGAUCGCUCCAAUUAUAUUUAUCUGACGGAGACGAAGAAACAUUUUGUUCAAGAGGUUAUUGGCGACAGCGAUGUCCGUCCGGAUUCUAUUUAUUCACCUCACUAUCCAAACGGGCGCGUUGUUACCUACUACGCACAGUAAGUUCCAAAAUUGUUGAUAGGAAACAAGUUACAAACCCAUACUACAAUGGAAGUUUGCCUCCAAUUCUUGACGACUCAAAGGGUAUGCCACACCUUAUUGUUGCACUUCUCUGAUUUUAAAGCUGGUGUCCACAUUGCCUGCAUUUCAAGCCAAAAUAUAUGGAGUUUUCCAACGAAGUACACGAAAUGUCAAAAAAGCUACGUGUCAAUGUCGAGGUCUUUGCUGUGUCUUGCGUACCGCAUGCGAAAAUAUGUAUGGACAAUGGGAUCCAUGGUUAUCCAACAAUAAUGUAUUAUCCGCCCAAUUCUAUCAACGGGACAAAAUUCACACAGACGGAUUUGCAUUCCGAAGAAAUCUUUCGUAUAACAACAUUAGCAAUGCGAAAAGAGACUGAACAGGUCAAUAUGCGACAGGGUUCACAAAGAAGUGACAAGGGACAUGACAAAAUACGACAAAAAGCAUAUUUUAUCCAACGAACCAAAACCGAAACAUUUCGCGACGCUCACCUUUCUUUUCACUUUGCUAUGACUACUGCAAUAUUUACUCAACCUGGGCCACUGCCGGAAAAACCCAGAAAAGCUCUACUAGCAUUUUUAAAUGCUAUGAAGAGGACAAUUCCGUCAAACUCGAGUAUGCAGCCAGUUGUUCGUGAUUUGCUGAAAAAUUUCGAUGCGAUCGUCAUGGAGCCCAUGGCACUGAACAAAAUCAUGGGAAACCAUCCUCCUCCCGGUCCCAUUUCUAAGUGGAGUCGGGCUUCAUCGCAGCACGGUACGGGGUACACGGCAGGACUUUGGAUUCUAUUUCACAUUAUGAGUGUUGGUCUCGUGAAAUGGAAUCACUUGGCUACGGAUGAUGGACAAAUGAUAAUUCCAGCGGCGAUGGCAGACAUCCAGCGGAAUUAUGUUGAACACUUUUUUCAAUGCGAAGAAUGUCGGCUAAACUUUCUAAGCGAUUUUGAUGCCUGCAUGUUCGAUCGAUGUAACCGCCUUAUUACAUUGGCAAAUGGUGGAACUCUUGAACAGUUUAUUCAAUAUCCUCUUUGGUUAUACGAGACUCACAAUGGUGUCAAUGUGAGGUUAAGGAACGAACGUAUAGAACAAGGCAUUGAGAGCGAGAGCUUCACCACUCAGGCAGAGAUUUCUUGGCCACCAGCUUCCUCUUGUCCUUUAUGUUGGCUAUCUAGGGAGAAGGAUCGGUGGGAUGAACUUGAAGUAUACAAAUUUUUAGAACAAUCAUAUUGGUAUGUACUAUGUGUGUUUUGUGACAAGUUUGACGAGACUACAAUGGCAAUUCAGAAAGUUUGACUUCUUCAAGAUUUUUGAUUUGAAAUCCUUUUCAUUUUUUGCUUGCUCUAAUUAUUUCCAGGUUGGAAGAUGACGAUGUAGAAGUGCUUAGGAUGUUGUCAGAAAGUGGAGUCGCGAUCGAAGAAAAAAAAAUGCUAGACCAUUCUAUGGUUGCAGAGAAUUAUAGCGACAAGCUUGAUCUUUACUCUACCGUGCCAUGGUGCUGUUUUGUUUUGAUUCUAGCUCUUGUGCGGUACAGAAAGAAAAAAUACAACCUCAGAGGAAUUCACAAGAAGAUAGAAUCUGAUAAUUUCUAAUUUUUUUCGUGUACACGGUAUGGUAGACUUUUCGUGAAGAAGAAAUCAGCCCGGCCCAGCCAAAUCAUUGGACUCGAUCUGAGAACAGUGGCUUGGGCCAAACUAAAAAAAACUAGAUAACGUGCCACAGUGAAAGUUGAAGGAAACCAGUAGUUGAAGUUCCAUACCUAUCCUUCCUACUAAGGUGUUGGAGUGAAAUGAAAUGUCAUCCACUACAAGCUCAGUCGUCCCAAGCCCAAGUCUUGAUCCUAAUCAGAGAUGGCUAUGACCCAGAAGGCUACCGCAAUCUCAUGUUAAUUUCAAAAUACAUUGCUGACACAGUUCUGGAGAAAAUUCCAAAAUGAACUCUUUCAGAAUUGGUUUUACAACCUCAACACCACUUGACUGUAGCAUGUCUAUGGUGACGUUCAUGCCUGCACCAAUAUCCAUCUGCAAAUUUCUCAAAGAACCAUUUAUAUCAAGGCUAGUCGCUUUUUGGUUCCUGAUCUCGUUUGCAUUUUUAGAUUUUUCUUCAGUUUUUGGCGUAGCUUCGAUUAACGGACAUACGUGCCGUGGUGUCCUCUGUAACUUUUCAAUCGCUAUGGUGGCAUCCACCCAAUCGUGGUACUUCGGACACAACAUCUGAGUUGGCUUGUACUCUGCUUUAUACCGCAUUUUUUGGCAUGACUCGAUGCUUCCGAACGCAAGAAAAAUAUUAAAACGUGAAUACAUGUGGUGUGCGUCAGGAGAAUAAAAGAAUGAUCAAAAUAAGCUUUUUCUUGUCUUCAACACUUACUAAUAACCAAGGUAGUAAUAUGGAACCUUCAAAACAUCGCGCGCGAACUCAAUCUCUUUCAGAAUGGCGUACUUUCCAAGCGCAACCAACUCUUGGGAAAAACUAGGGAGGUAAAAGAGAUAAACUGAUGACAAUCCAGUUGGCAGAACGUCAAUGACACCAACUGCAAUGAGAAGUUCUCCUCCUAAUCUAUAGUGCUGAUGAUAUAAUCCACAAGGCAAAUUCCAAUUCUCUUUAAACCAUGAAUGAUGUGGGUGUUGCUGUGUGACGUUGUCAUCACUUUUGGGAUAAUUGUGGCGCGUGGUAGAAACAUCCUGAAGAGGAAAAGGUGCUUCAACCAAGAACUGAUAAAAGCUGUAGUAAUUCGAAAGUACGGCGCGGCGACUUUCCUUGGAUUGCAAUGACUGAAUGUAUGGUGUUAGCAUAGAAGAUAUUUUGUCAGUAAAAUAGGUUGGAGCGUGCCCCCAAUCUAGCUCUGAAGGGUCAUCUGAGUCAAGUUUUAAUUCUUCCUCAUCUUCGUCGCUGUUGCUAUCGUCGGUAUUGAUAUUAACAUCAUUUGGAUUGUCCGAAAAGGGGUUCGGAUCGUUGUGUACAGCAUGUUGGUAGUGUAUGUAUAGUCGAUGCACAUCUGGAUCUAAUGCUGAACGGUGAGCAGGGAGCGUAUCGAUUGUGAUACAAUAUUGAUUUGAUUCGAUGUGGAUAUCCUUUCCGGUGGUCUUCUUGUACCAUCGUGACAGUUUUCCACUGUCGGCGCCAGUGCUGUGUUUGAAAGAAUGACUUCCUUUUUCCUUCGAAUCUUUCAUUUCGGUGUCACUUGCAAUGGUAUUAUCUUCCUCGGUGUCAACUCGACGUUUGAUCUCAGUCCUCUGUUCGUGACUCUUCCCUUCAAUUGUACAUAUGAUUUGGCCACUAGGAAGGUGAGCCUCAAGAGAAGCGAAAGAAAAACAACUGCAAUUG